Molecule: messenger RNA, 1902 nt
Organism: Trichoplax adhaerens
Lineage: Eukaryota; Metazoa; Placozoa; Uniplacotomia; Trichoplacea; Trichoplacidae
Exons: 18
Coding region: 1-1902 (633 amino acids)
Biological process (GO): translational initiation; formation of translation preinitiation complex
Molecular function (GO): translation initiation factor activity
Source: RefSeq, a predicted model, not a curated record
AUGUUUCGAAAACCAUUUCGUGUUAAAUCAUCGACAAUCACCAGGAAAAGUAUCAGGAGGAAAUUGCGUGCGGAUAUUAUCAAGCAGUUUGCUUCUCUAACUGAAGACGAAGUCAAUCAAUUGAUUCCUUCUAAGGAAGAACUGACUGCGACCAUUGCUAUUACUCAUAGUAAAGAGGAAGUUGUCAUUUAUUCUAUUGCUGGAGAACCGUUGCUUUUUACUUAUAACAAUACCUUAUACCCCACAGUGUAUGCAGCAUGGAUGCUACCUCAUCUUUUACUUGCCAUGAUUACCUGGCCGAAUGUCUUUGAUAAAAUGAUAUCUGGAGCUGACUUAAUGCUACCGGGUGUGACGGCAGUGAGCCAUGUUGAAUGGGUAAAGCAUCAAGCAUGUACUAUAGCACUUAGCGACUGUUUAGUUCCAGUUGCUGUUGGUUUAACAGCUGUGUCACGUCAACAAGCCAAAGAUGCCAGAAUGAGAGGCAAAGGGGUCUAUGUGUUGCAUACUUAUCGGGAUUACCUAUGGGAAUUUGGAACGAAAUGCAAGGCGCCAACACAAUGCAUGAUAAAUACUUAUUCCUUAAGAGGAUCUACAGACACACUACAAUUAGAAAACUUAGCAAUAGCUAAUGAUCUGGAUCUAUGUGAAGAACAAGAAAGUAUAGACCAAAGCGGGAUGAAUGAAAGGGAAGGAUCGGCUGCGUUAAAUAUAACGACAACAGCAACAGAUGAUAGUAAACAAAUCGGCGACCCUUGCAAAGUAGAUAGUAACAACGAUAGUACAGGGCGAGAAGGUGCUACUGAAGAGAGUACCCAAGAAGCAGAAGGAACUGCAACUGAAAACUCUGAAGUUGCGAUAAAUCCAACAGAUACUAUGGAUCAACUAUAUCAGAAAUGUUUUAUGAAGGCAGUCAUUUCUUGCUUGCGAAACAAGACAGAACUACCCUUACUCGCUAGUUCUUUUAAUAGAAUUAUGCAAUCAUAUUGUGAAGAGGGUGAAAAUUUAAACAUCAAGAAAUCUAGCUAUAAGAAGUUCCUAACUUUUCUGAAAGUAAUGAAGGAAUGGGGUAUAAUUGAUUUCAAAGAUACUGCGCGUGGAGUGCAAAGCAUUACAGCUAUACAGCGUGGACAUCCAGAGGUCAAGGGCUUUGCCGCAAAUUAUCCAGUUGAAGAAGUAACCGAAAUUCCUAGCGAAUCGAAUGACGAUGCUUUAGUUUGGGAAAAGGGUCCAAUAAUUGAAGAGUUAUAUAUGGCUAAUAAACAGACGGCCUUCAUCUUCAGUAAUUUAGAUUGGAAGAACAAAUUAUUCAAUGUAGCUGAUGUUAGAGCAGCUAUAACGUCCUAUAUAAAAGCUCAUGAUCUCAUUAAUCCACAUCAGACGCGCCUAGUAAAUUUAAAUGAUGCUUUGGGAAACUGUUUAUUAACCAAGAAUGAUAAAGGCAAUGCUUUAUCUUGGGAGGAAAUUAUGAAGCGUUUUACGGCAAAAAUGAGUAAUUGCCAUCAGAUUAUACUACCUAAUGAUGAUAGACCAAUUUUGAGAAAAGGAAAGGUUGAUUUAAUCAAUGUAUCGAUUGUUCGAAGAAGUGGUAACAAGAAAGUAACGCUCAUUGAUAAUCUAGAAAGCUUUGGCAUACCUGUUGAUAAAUUUAUGCACACAUUGCAGAAUAUGGCCGCUGCAAGUACAUGUACCUAUUCAGUACCUGGGAAAAAAAGUACUGGGACGCAAGUUAUGGUUCAGGGAAGUCAAAUUAAAAUUGUAUCAAGAAUUUUAAUUGCUAUUAUGAAUCAAACCGUGCCUAUCGAAGACGUUGGUUUACUUGCUUGGUAUAUCCGAACUGAUCCAUCCCAUUUUAACCAAGUUAUAGGAAGCGCUAGGUGUACUAGAAAAUUGAUUACAGUAUAA